Callithrix jacchus (white-tufted-ear marmoset) is the source of this 2121-nucleotide messenger RNA. Its product is annotated as gasdermin C. The record is from RefSeq and is a predicted model, not a curated record. Gene Ontology annotation, biological process: defense response to bacterium; pyroptotic inflammatory response. NCBI's taxonomy places the organism in Eukaryota, Metazoa, Chordata, Mammalia, Primates, Cebidae. Gene Ontology annotation, molecular function: phosphatidylinositol-4-phosphate binding; phosphatidylserine binding; phosphatidylinositol-4,5-bisphosphate binding.
UCCAAAGUCCACUGUCCCUUGGAAUGUCCAAAGCCCCUCACCUCCAACCCCACCCAGGAGGUGGUUUACAGGCAUAAAAGGUCUUGACACCCUCCUUUCGGGGCCAUGGCUUGGAGAGACACGAGUCCUCUGUGGCCAGUGGCAACAAAGUCCCUGCAGUUUAACAUACUUUUGUCUUAGUGUUAACUUUCUGUGCUUACUCCAGUACAACAUCUGGAGGGUCCAGCAAGACUUUCUCUUCAUCCAUCACCAGACAAAAGCCAUCUCAGAGUCUUGCCAUGGCAGCCGCUCCCACCUUGAGGACCUCUAGGGGAGGCAUCCCCUGAGACGUUUCAGGGCCCCAGAGUUCUGGCCCUGUGAAGGACAGGCGACUACCUGGUCAACAUUCACCCGAAAUUCCUCAGGGUCCUGGGAACCUCCGGAGGAUACUGCAUUGGAAACUGAGUCAGGGACCCAUUGGUGAGAAGGAAACACAAUAUGUCCUCUAUGUUCCACUGCAUCAGCAAAAGUUUUGUCAAAGAGUUUGGAAGAAAUGACCUGACGCCUGUUGAAUGUGGGUACCAUGCCAUCAAAUUACGUCAGUUUGCCGUCUUACAAAAGACAGAAAGACCUUUUUUAACUUUUUGGAAAAAGUAUGACUAUGCUCUACUUAAUUUCUCCCUCAGUGACAUCCUGGAGUCAAGUCCUUCAGUCCCAGAUAAUGAUGUGAAUGGACCAUUACAUUUCUGUGAUACUAUGAUCCAAAAGGAUGAGGCUGCCAUAGAUGUGAAUGUUGGUGUAAAAUUGGGUGUGUCAGGGGGGCACUCUGCAGACCAGAAAGUCUCCCUCAAGUUUCAGGUUGUGACCAUCUCAGAUCCAAAGCUGGAAGUCUUUCAAAAAAGGAAACUGUUGCAUCCAGAGCCGGAAUAUGUAAAGAGGUGUUGGAAGAGCAGGGACAACCUGUACGUGGUGACAGACAUUGUUGAACUGACCCGUGAUACUGUGCUGUACGACUACAGUAGUAUUGAUCUUAUUUUGAAGAUUUCUUCUUGGAUUACUGGUGUCAAGGGUGAAGUCCUAGGAAGUAUUUUCAGAAAGAAUGAGAAGGUGCUGACUCUGAAGAAGGGCAUGGUGAUGGCAUAUAAAGCAAAGCGGCUGAUUUUUGAGGAAAAAGACAGAACCGUUCGCGUCACAGAUGAUGAUGAACGGAGCAUCUGUCAAUAUGGUGACACCCUCCCAAUAGGAGGAAUAGAGGAAUCCUGCCAGCAAGAUUUCAAGUGUCUACAAGGGGAGGUUUCCCGGAACAUAGAGGCACUGGCCCAGCUCUCAAGGGAUGUUCAGGGUGUCGUGUUCUCUAGUAUCCUGGCCAUGCUCAGAGACAGACAGAAUCUGCAAGACCUGAUGUACAUGCUGGAAUUGGACAGCUCAGGUCAUUUGCAUGGCCCUGGUGGUGCCAUCCUAAAGAUACUUCAACAGGAUUCAAACCAUGCAUUGUCUAAAUCAAAGGAACCCAUUCUGAAUCUCCUUGAAGCCAUAAUGGUGUUGAGUGACAUCCAACAUGAUUUGCUGGCCUAUUCCAUGAAGAAGAGGAUCCUGCUUCAGCAACAGGAGAUGGUAAGGAGCAUCCUGGAGCCAAACUUCAGAUACUCCGGGAGCAAUCCCUUCACCCUCAAGCCCGAGCUCCUUGCCCCACUCCAGAGGGAGGAUUUGGCCAUCACCUAUGGCCUGUUGGAGGGGUGUGGCCUGAGGAUGGAGCUGGAUAGCCCCAAGUCAACCUGGGUUGGAGCCGUGAAGAUACCGCUGUCUGCCCUCUAUGAGACUCUCUCAUUGCUGCAGCAGCUGGCUGAGGCCUAAGCCUUCCAUGAUGGGCAGUCAAUCCAGAGAUGCUGGCCCCUGCCCAGUCUAUGUUGUGAGUGUCUUUAGGGGUGCAAGAGAUAGGGCUGUGCCUCUCCGCUCUUCCAGGUGGAGUAGAGACGGCCGUGGGUAGAGACUUUAGGAAAUGUUUUGGGGGUGGUGGAAUAUUCUAUAUAUUGACAGGGGUUUAUAUAUUUGUCAAAACUCCUCAAAUAGUAUGUUAAAGAUGUAAGCAUUUCACUAUGUUUAAAUUUUACUUCAAAAUAAUAAAAACAAAUACUGACUCUA